AUGGCUUUCAGGAGCCGGGGUCACCUCCAGGGCUGCGUCUCAGUCCCUGCAAAGCCUCAUCAGAGUCCCCCAAGGCAAGGGACCGUCAGCGCGCAGGGCAGGCAGGACACCCGGCAACAGCCUGAGUCUCGUCUUGGAGUCUUCUGGAUCUCACUCUCGCUGACACUCAGGCUGGACAAAAUCACCUCCCUCAGUUCUCAUCAGCCAGGGUUGGGGUCUCAGCUGUGGUCAACGCCAGAGCUGGGGCCCUGGAACGUGUGGCAGCAAAUCGAGGACAAAGAGUGGGUCCUUAUCAUCAAGCCAGGUCACCAGGUCCAGGACAUGAAGAUGAAGUCCCUGGAGAUCAAUCUCUUUUCUCUGCCCAUCAAGGAGUUUCAGAUCAUUGACUUUUUUCUGGUGCCCUUCAGGGACGAGUGUCUGAAGAUCACGCUUGUGCAAAAGCAGACCAGGUUCAAGGUGAGGGUAGCAACUGGGGACUGCAGCGGUCAUGUCAGUGUGGGCGUCAAGUGGCCCAAGGAGGCACCCACUGCCAUCUGCCUGGCCUUCAUCCUGGCCAUGCUUUCCAUCAUCCUGGUGCAGUGGGAUGACUGGGGGGAUGGUAGUAGCCAGCUCCACAUGGUGACACAAUACUGUGGCUCUCUGCUAAUGUAUCUCAUCCCUGCCUCCCACAUUGUGUUGGACCCUGUGCCCAGGAAACUGCUGCCGAUGGCAGGUCUUGGCCAACUCUGCCAGCUUUGCCAAGGUCAUUUCAAUGUCACGCCCACGACCCACCGCUCUGACCUCUGGAAGGAGACUAUUCCCCAAGUCUCCCUAUCAGGAAUUCACUGGCCCACACCAGGAUAUCCAGAGCAACCUUAUGGUGCUUUUACACAAGAAAACUCAGUGUAUUAA
Molecule: messenger RNA, 891 nt
Organism: Rhinolophus ferrumequinum (greater horseshoe bat)
Lineage: Eukaryota; Metazoa; Chordata; Mammalia; Chiroptera; Rhinolophidae
Product: 40S ribosomal protein S2-like
Biological process (GO): translation
Cellular component (GO): ribosome
Molecular function (GO): RNA binding; structural constituent of ribosome
Source: RefSeq, a predicted model, not a curated record